UAUAUAUGUAAGGAAUGUGGAAAGGCCUUUGCUUUGGCCUCAAGACUUAGUGAACAUUGGAAAAUUCACACUGGAGAGAGACCCUAUGUUUGUAAGGAAUGUGGAAAGGCCUUUAUUUUGGCCUCAAAACUUAGUGUACAUAGGAGAAUUCACACUGGAGAGAAACCGUAUAUAUGUAAGGAAUGUGGGAAGUCCUUUGCUAAAUCCUCAAAGCUUAGUGUACAUAGGAGAAUUCACACUGGAGAGAAACCGUAUAUAUGUAAGGAAUGUGGAAAGGCCUUUGCUGAAUCCUCAAAGCUUAGUGUACAUAGGAGAAUUCACACUGGAGAGAAACCGUAUAUAUGUAAGGAAUGUGGGAAGUCCUUUGCUGUAUCCUCAAACCUUAGUGUACAUAGGAGAAUUCACACUGGAGAGAAACCGUAUAUAUGUAAGGAAUGUGGGAAGUCCUUUGCUGAAGCCUCAAGCCUUCGUGUACACAGGAGAAUUCACACUGGAGAGAAACCGUAUAUAUGUAAGGAAUGUGGGAAGGCCUUUGCUAGAGCCUCAAAACUUACUGUACAUAGGAGAAUUCACACUGGAGAGAAACCAUAUAUAUGUAAGGAAUGUGGAAAGGCCUUUGCUACAGCCUCAAGCCUUAAUGUACAUAGGAGAAUUCGCACUGGAGAGAAACCGUAUAUAUGUAAUGAAUGUGGAAAGGCCUUUGCUUUGGCCUCAAGACUUAGUGAACAUUGGAAAAUUCACACUGGAGAGAGACCCUAUGUUUGUAAGGAAUGUGGAAAGGCCUUUAUUUUGGCUUCAAGACUUAGUGUACAUAGGAGAAUUCACACUGGAGAGAAACCGUAUAUAUGUAAGGAAUGUGGGAAGUCCUUUGCUGAAUCCUCAAAGCUUAGUAUACAUAGGAGAAUUCACACUGGAGAGAAACCGUAUAUAUGUAAGGAAUGUGGGAAGGCCUUUGCUCAAUCCUCAAGCCUUACUAUACAUGAGAAUUCACACUGGAGAGAAACCGUAUAUAUGUAA
Messenger RNA from Sorex fumeus (smoky shrew), 1017 nucleotides. Its product is annotated as zinc finger protein 345-like. The record is from RefSeq and is a predicted model, not a curated record. NCBI's taxonomy places the organism in Eukaryota, Metazoa, Chordata, Mammalia, Eulipotyphla, Soricidae.